AUGGCUCUCAUCGUGGCAUCGCUGUUUUUGCCCUACCAACCGCAAUUCGAACUAGACACCUCUCUUCCGGAGAACGCACAGGUGGACUCUUCCCUUGUGAACGUCCGGUCCAAGGCGAAUGACCAGCAGCAACAGCGUGCGCUUUCCAACAACAUCUCGCAGGAAUCCUUGGUUGCGCCUGCACCAGAGCAGGGUGUGCCACCGGCUAUUUCAAGAAGCGCCAGUAGGUCUCCAAGCUCUUUCAACCGCGCCUCGUCUAAGACAAACACGGCCAAUCUGGACGAUCUUGUCUCCUCAGAUGUAUUCAUGGAGAACUUGACUGCGAACGCAACCACCUCGCACACGCCCACGAGCAAGACAAUGCUCAAGCCGCGCAAAAAUGCCUCUAUGGAACAAUUCUUCUCCUCUUCUUCCAACAUUCCCACGGCGGAUCGUAUCGCAUCGCCGAUCCAGCAUGAGCACGAUUCUGGUUCGAGGAUCGCUUCUCCAAUCCAGCAGCAGCAGCAGGACCCCACAGCCAACUUACUGAAGAACGUGAACAAGUCGCUGUUGGUGCACUCGCUGCUAAACAAUACCUCGCAGACUAGUCUCGAAGGACCCAACAACCACAUUGUGACCCCGAAGUCGAGGGCGGGCAAUAGACCUACUUCGGCGGCUACGUCUUUGGUCAACAAGACCAAACAGGCCCCCGCCUCCUCCUCUUCUGGCUCUUCUGCGCCACCUUCUAUCAAGAGAAUCUCGCCACAUCUAGCGGCGGCGGCCGCGGCGGCCGCCGCUAAGCAGCGCCCCGUAUUGGUCAAUCAACCUUCUAACUUGAAGUACUCGGAGCUAGCGGAUAUCUCUUCGAGCGAGACCUCUUCGCAGCACAAUGAGUCAGAUCCGGAUGACCUCACUACUGCCCCGGACGAAGAAUAUAUCUCGGACCUGGAAAUGGAUGACGCGAAGCAAGAAUACAAGGUUCCGAAGUUCGGCGGCUAUUCUAACAGGUCCAAGCUCAAGAAGUACGCGUUGUUGAGGUCGUCGCAAGAGCUGUUUAGCCGCUUACCUUGGUCGAUCGUUCCCUCUAUCAAAGGUAACGGCGCCAUGAAAAACGCCAUCAACACUGCAGUCUUGGAGAAUAUCAUCCCGCACCACCAUGUCAAGUGGGUCGGCUCCGUAGGUAUCCCCACGGAUGACAUCCCAGACGACAUCCUUGGAAAAAUCUCAGGAUCUUUGAAAGACGAGUACAACUCUUACCCCGUCCUCACGGACGAUCUCACUUUCAAAUCCGCGUACAAGAACUACUGUAAACAGAUCUUGUGGCCCACACUGCACUACCAGAUUCCGGACAAUCCGAACUCUAAGGCCUUUGAAGAUCACUCUUGGAAGUUCUACAGAAACUUGAAUCAAGGUUUUGCGGACGCGAUCGUCAAGAUCUAUAAAAAGGGCGACACCAUCUGGAUCCAUGAUUAUCAUCUAAUGUUGGUUCCACAGAUGGUCAGGGAAAUUUUGCCCUUUGCCAAGAUAGGAUUCACCUUGCACGUCUCCUUCCCCAGCAGCGAAGUGUUCAGGUGUUUGGCCCAACGUGAAAAAAUCCUGGAGGGUUUGACCGGCGCUGAUUUUGUCGGAUUUCAAACAAGAGAGUAUGCAAGACACUUCCUGCAGACCUCCAACCGCCUGCUGAUGGCAGACGUGGUGCACGAUGAAGAACUUAAGUUCAACGGCAGAGUCGUCUCUGUGAGAUUUACCCCAGUCGGUAUAGAUGCCUUUGAUUUACAGUCGCAACUGAAGGACGAAAGCGUCGUGCAAUGGCGUCAUUUGAUCCGCGAAAAAUGGCGGGGGAAGAAAUUGAUCGUCUGUCGUGACCAGUUUGACAGAAUCAGAGGUAUUCACAAGAAACUACUGGCGUACGAAAAGUUUUUGUUCGAGAAUCCGGAGUACGUGGAAAAACUGACCUUAAUCCAAAUCUGUAUUGGGAGCAGUAAGGAUGUUGAACUCGAGCGCCAGAUCAUGCUUGUUGUGGACAGAAUCAACUCUCUGUCCACCAACAUUAGCAUUUCUCAGCCCGUCGUGUUCCUGCAUCAGGAUCUGGAUUUCUCCCAGUACCUAGCAUUGAGUUCGGAGGCGGACCUGUUUGUGGUCAGCUCUCUAAGGGAAGGUAUGAAUCUGACAUGCCACGAAUUUGUCGUUUGUUCCGAGGACAAAAACGCUCCCCUACUGCUAUCUGAGUUCACUGGUAGUGCCUCGCUAUUAAACGACGGUGCUAUAAUUAUUAAUCCAUGGGAUACCAAGAACUUUGCACGAUCCAUUCUCGAAGGUCUAGAGAUGUCAUUUGACAAGAGAAGACCUCAGUGGAAGAAACUAAUGAAAGAUAUUAUUAACAACGAUUCCACGAACUGGAUCAAGUCCUCUCUGCAAGAUAUUCAGAUUUCGUGGCAAUUCAACCAAGAAGGUUCCAAGAUUUUCAAAUUGAACACGAAAAGCCUAUCGGAAGACUAUCAGUCUUCCAAGAAACGUAUGUUCGUGUUCAACAUUGCUGAACCUCCCACCUCGAGAAUGAUUUCCAUAUUGAACGACUUGACUUCAAAGGGCAAUAUCGUUUACAUAAUGAACUCAUUCCCAAAGGCGAUUUUGGAAAACCUUUACAGCCGUGUGCAAAACGUUGGACUGAUUGCAGAAAAUGGUGCAUACGUCAGUCUAAAUGGUGUCUGGUAUAAUAUUGUCGACCAAGUUGAUUGGCGUAACGAUGUGGCCAAGAUUCUGAAGGACAAGGUGGAAAGGUUGCCCGGUUCCUACUAUAAGAUCAACGAUUCCAUGAUCAAGUUCCAUACUGAGAACGCGGAGGAUCAAGACCGUGUUGCCAGUGUCAUUGGUGAUGCCAUCACCCACAUUAAUACCGUUUUCGACCACAGAGGUAUUCACGCCUAUGUUUACAAAAACGUCGUCUCCGUACAGCAAGUUGGCCUUUCCUUAUCUGCAGCACAAUUUCUUUUCAGAUUCUACAACUCUGCUUCAGAUCCGCUAGAUACGAGCUCCGGCCAAAUUACAAAUAUUCAAACGCCAUCUCAACAGAACUCCUCUGAUCAAGAGCAACAUCCUCCGCCAGCUUCUCCCACGGUGUCAUUAAACCAUAUCGAUUUCGCAUGUGUCUCCGGUUCAUCCUCUCCCGUAUUAGAACCAUUGUUCAAGUUGGUUAAUGACGAAGCCAGUGAUGGUCAAGUGAAAGUCGGGCACGCCAUUGUUUACGGUGACACCACUUCCACUUAUGCUAGAGAACACGUAAAUGGGUUAAAUGAACUUUUCACGAUCUUUUCCAGAAUCAUUGAAGACUAG
Saccharomyces kudriavzevii IFO 1802 is the source of this 3312-nucleotide messenger RNA. RefSeq names its product trehalose 6-phosphate synthase/phosphatase complex subunit (gene TSL1). NCBI's taxonomy places the organism in Eukaryota, Fungi, Ascomycota, Saccharomycetes, Saccharomycetales, Saccharomycetaceae. The transcript has a single exon. Bases 1 to 3312 code for a protein of 1103 amino acids. The record is from RefSeq and is a predicted model, not a curated record. Gene Ontology annotation, cellular component: cytosol; alpha,alpha-trehalose-phosphate synthase complex (UDP-forming). Gene Ontology annotation, molecular function: catalytic activity. Gene Ontology annotation, biological process: trehalose biosynthetic process.